AUGGGAGAGAAUCCAAGAGUAGCUUUGAAGGAGUUGGGAAUUCUCGGUGCUUAUAGGUUUGAGAGUGGCAUUGCUCCACCUACAACACCGGUGAACGAUUUUGAAAUUAGACCGGCCAUGAUUACUUUGAUAGAAAGGAGGCAAUUUAGUGGAGCCAAGAGUGAGAGCCCGUUGAAUCACCUAAAGGAAUUUGAGAAGUAUUGUAAUACUAUCAAGGUGAAUGACAUUUCUCAAGAGUUCAUUCGGCUAAAGUUGUUUCCCUUUUCUCUUAUAGGUCGUGCCUUAGAGUGGUUGGAUAAAGAGGUUAAGCCAAAUUCCCUUAGGACGUGGGAUGAAGUCACAAAAGCUCUCUUGUCUCGCUUUUACCCACAAAAGAAGACGGCGGAGGCUAGAGCCUUGAUCCAAGGAUUCAAACAACGGCCUAAUGAGAAUCUCUAUGAAGCAUGGGAGAGGUACAAGGAGUACCAAAGAGAGUGUCCACAUCAUGGAAUUCCUACCUAUCAAGUGAUACAAAUUUUCUAUAGAGGUUUGAGUGCUCAAGGGAAGGAAGUGACGUCGAUCAAAGAAAAGCUUGAAAGUGUUUCUACAAAUUCAUUGAGUCUUCCCUCCCAAUCCAAAGGGAGAGGUACACUUUCUAACUCUUCUCCUUCUACUUCCAAUAACAUGCCAUGUGGUUGUCUAUUUUGUGAUUCUUGUGGAUCUUAUGAUCAUGAUUCUUCCAUGUGUUCUCAAUAUUUUGUUGAUGGGUGUGAUGAUGUUGAAAUUAAUGAAUGUGAACAUGUGAACUUUGUGUCUAAUUCCAAUGGUGGUGAAAGAAGUGGGAGAGUUCUUAAUGAGGAAGCUUCUAGGUCCAUUGAGGAGGAUGAGGGGAGUUACCCAAGAGUGGAAGAUGAGAAGGUUGUGUCUAAGAGUGUGAGUUAUGAGGAGGUGCAAGAGAAAAAGAGGAGUAGUGAGAAAGAGCGUGAGGAAGUGUGGAGACCCGACCUUCCAUACCCACAAAAAUUCUUGAGGCACAAAAUUGAUGAGCAAUUUGGAAAGUUUAUUGUUAUGCUCAAGGAAGUUCACCUUUCUAUCCCCUUCACCGAUGCAAUUACCCAAAUGCCUAGGUACUCUAAGUUCCUUAAGGAGAUUUUGAGUGGGAAGAGAAUGUGUAAUGAAGUUGAUUUGGUUGAAGUUGGGAGUUGUUGUAGUUCUUUCAUUCAUAAUGAGUUGCCCAAGAAGAUGGAGGAUCCGGGAAAUUUCUCUAUUCUAUGUGAGAUCAAAGGGAAAAUGUUUAAUAAUGCUUUUUGUGAUCUUGGAGCUAGUGUGAGCGUCAUGCCUUAUUCCAUUUUCAAGAAACUCAAGUUAGGUGAGCUCCUCCCAUCUAACAUAACCCUUCAAUUAGCCGAUCAGACUAUUAUGAUUCCAAAGGAGAGAGUUGAGGAUGUUCAUCUUAAGAUAGGAGGGUUCACUAUUCCCGUGGAUUUCAUUGUGCUUGAGAUUGCGGAAGAUGACCAUAUCCCUAUCAUUUUAGGAAGACCUUUCUUAGCCACUUCGGGAGCCUUAAUAGAUGUGAAAGGAGGUCGUAUUACCUUGAGAGUUGGUAAGAAAGAGGAAAGCUUUGAUUUGAAACCAAUGCAUGAGUCUUUGUCUCUUGUGCAAGGAAUUAUGUGUGCUAAUUCCCCUCGCUCUAUUGAUAAUGUGUGCAUGAUUAAUUCUUCAACUAACGAUGUUCUUGAGAAUUGUGAUGAUGUUCUUUCAAGUUUUGAUGGCAAGAAGGUUAGUGAAGAGAAAAUGAUGAUUCCCAAGCUUAAGGACGAGGAGGAAGUUGAAAUCCCUCAUUGGUUUGAGCUCUAUCCUCAAGAUGGAGGGGAUAUUUCCAUGAGUAUUAAUGGUGAGGAACCAUCUACAAUAAACAACAAGCCAAAGAAAAAAGCUUGUGAUUCUAAGAAGAAGAGAGAGAGAAAGAAGUUACGGAAAGAAAAAUUUGCAAUUGAAAAGUCUUUGAAGGAAGUUUCAUCAAGCAACAACAAGGGGUUGCUAGAAGUUUAA
Chenopodium quinoa (quinoa) is the source of this 2031-nucleotide messenger RNA. RefSeq lists its product as uncharacterized. The transcript is spliced from 3 exons. The coding region runs from base 1 to 2031 and encodes 676 amino acids. NCBI's taxonomy places the organism in Eukaryota, Viridiplantae, Streptophyta, Magnoliopsida, Caryophyllales, Amaranthaceae. The record is from RefSeq and is a predicted model, not a curated record.